Molecule: messenger RNA, 705 nt
Organism: Oreochromis aureus
Lineage: Eukaryota; Metazoa; Chordata; Actinopteri; Cichliformes; Cichlidae
Product: NACHT, LRR and PYD domains-containing protein 12-like
Exons: 3
Coding region: 271-690 (139 amino acids)
Source: RefSeq, a predicted model, not a curated record
AAUCAGGAAAUAGUCCAGUACAUCAAGAAUAAGCUCAGUGAGAAUCUGUCUGCAGAGAAAAGCAUCAAUCUGAUCCACUGUCUGAAUGAACUGAAUGAUCGUUCUCUAGUGGAGGAGAUCCAACAGCACAGGACUUCAGGAAGUCUCAUCACAGGUAAACUGUCUCCUGCUCAGUGCUCAGCUCUGACCUUCAUCUUACUGUCCUCAGAAGAAGAUCUGGAUGAGUUUGACUUCAAGAAAUACUCUGCUUCAGAGGAGGCUCUUCUGAGAAUGCUGCCAGUGGUCAAAGCCUCCAACAAAGCUCUACUGAGCAGCUGUAACGUCUCAGAGGAAGGCUGUGGAAAUUUGUUGUCAGUGGUCAGCUCCCAGUCCUGUAGUCUAAGAGAGCUGGACCUGAGUACCAACAGCCUGAAGGCUUCAGCAGUAAAGCUUCUGUCUGCUGCAGUGGAGAGUCCACACGCCAAACUGAAUAUUCUGAGACUUAACAUCUGUGAACUCUCAGAGGAAAACUGUGAAGCUCUGUCCUCAGUUCUCAGCUCACAGUCCUCUAGUCUGACAGAGCUGGACCUGAGUAUCAGAAAGCUGCAGGAUUCAGGAGUGAAGCUUCUGUCUGCUGGACUACAAAGUUUAAACUGUAAACUAAAUACUCUGAGGUCAGAUCAGAAAACAGUUUUUAGAAUUAUUAAUUAAAGUUCAAACAUAUGA